GCUCAUCUUAUUGUCAAAAAAGAUAUUUAAACAUAUCAAAAAGAAAAUACAAAAUAAAAAAAAGUUGAAUAUAUGAUUAUUUAACAACGAUGGAAUGUUUUUUUUUUAUUCAUUUAUAUUUUAUAUUUAUUAAGUAGUGAUGAUUCAAUUCGAUAGGUUACACAGAAAAUGAAAGUUUUUUGAGGCUGGGCAAUUUUUAAUUUUCUCAAUCAUUUUUUUUCUUUUUUCCACAUUCUUUUCUUUUUUUGUUUUUUUUUAUUUCAAUAUUAUGGAUUCAGCUACACCUUUUCGUCAUAGUGACUAUCCUGUUGUAGUUGGGAUUGACUUUGGUACAACUUAUUCUGGUGCUGCUUAUGGGAUUACAACAUCAGAAGGUGAAGUUUGUGAUAUUAGCACUUGGCCAAAACAAGCUGCAUACCGUUAUCCAAAAGUACCAACUAUGAGUUUAUAUGAUCCAGAAACAAGGAAAUUACUUCAUUGGGGUAGCGCUGUUCGUGCUGAAUGUAAUAAGAACAAUCUUCGACACAAAUAUUUUAUGCUUCAACAAUUCAAGUUAUUCCUGGAUGAUUCAUUAAGUGACGUCCUCAAAGUACCUGAAGGUUACACUGUAGUGGAAAUUAUAGCUGAUUAUCUUCGUGAAUUUCAUUCUCAUGUUUUGAAUGAAAUGAGAAAGGGUUUUGCACAUCAAUUUGAAGGUCGAUAUCGUUAUUGUCUUACGGUACCAGCUAUGUGGACAGAUAAAGCGAAACAAAUUAUGCGUGAAGCUUCAGUUUUAGCUGGUAUUAUCAAUGAAAAUGAUCAUCAUGAUCGAUUGAUGUUGAUUUCUGAACCUGAAGCUGCUGCUAUUUAUUGUGAAAAGGCAUGUGAUCAAUUCAGUAUGGAAGAUGGUGAUGAAUUUAUGAUUUGUGAUGCUGGUGGUGGUACUUUGGAUUUGAUCGUAUUUAAUGUCAAAAUGGAUGCUCAAGGCAAUCGCAAAUUUCAAGAAAGUGCAAAAGGAAUGGGGAAAUCAUGUGGUUCAAUGUUUGUAGACAAGAAAAUGAGAAAAUUAUUGAAAAGCAAAUUGAAUCGUGUAACUAAUGGCAAGAUUCCUGCUCAAGCUCUUGAAAAUAUGAUGGAACAUUUUAUUGAACGUUUAAAACCAUCUUUUGAUGGUACUGAAGAUCAAUAUCUUGAAUUACCUAUGAAUGCUGGAUUAACGGAACAUACAAUGCAAUCAAUUGGUCUCGGAGAUGGAAUGUUACGAUUUACAUUAGAAGAACUCAAAACUAAAGUAUAUGAACCCGUAGUUAGGGAUGUAUUGGAAUUGGUGCAUAAACAAAAGGCAGAAACAACAAAUCUGAAGGCUAUCUUUAUGGUUGGUGGUUUUGGAUCUUCUCAAUAUUUAUAUCUUCGCGUUAGUGAAGAAUUUGAACCUCUUGGUAUUAAAGUAAUUACUCCUCCUCGUGCAGAAAUGGCUGUUACUCGUGGUGCUGUCUAUGCUGGUAUGAAUCCAACUAAAGUUUCCGUUCGUGUCCCUAGAUAUUGGUAUGGUAUUGAUAUCACUGCUCCUUUCAACGAAGCUCUUGAUCCACCUGAAUACAAAAUUAUCAAUCCUGAUGGAAAUGUACGAUGUGAUCAUCGAUUCUCAGUUUUUGUUCAACGUGGUCAACCAUUAGAUAUCGACAAAUGUACUAGUAAACGAUAUACCACUUAUUAUCCAAGACACACAGCUUGUACAUUUUAUGCUGCAAGUACAGAACAAGAACCUAGGUAUGUAGUUCAAGAAGGAGUCAGCAAGGUGUUUGACUUUGAAAUCCCUAUGCCAAGAUUACCUGAUGCUGUACAUGGUGAUCCGGUUGACUUGACAAUUAACAUGUACUUUGGUGAAGUGGAAUUACGAGUGGAAGCCGUCAUCAGGGACAAGACCUAUCAUGUUGUGUGUAACUUUAACGUUUAGUUGUAUUAUCUUUUUUAUAUUCCCCUUCCUGUUCUUCUUUAUCCCUUAACCCGUCUUAGUAUUAAAACUAGAUUAGAGUUUUUUUUUUUGUAAUAUUCUUUUGGUUUUAUUAUUCAAAUAAACAAAUUUUUAUUAUAGUUCA
This is a messenger RNA of Halteromyces radiatus, 2078 nucleotides long. RefSeq lists its product as uncharacterized. The record is from RefSeq and is a predicted model, not a curated record. Gene Ontology annotation, molecular function: ATP-dependent protein folding chaperone; ATP binding. The transcript has 12 exons. Bases 269 to 1936 code for a protein of 555 amino acids. NCBI's taxonomy places the organism in Eukaryota, Fungi, Mucoromycota, Mucoromycetes, Mucorales, Cunninghamellaceae.